Molecule: messenger RNA, 3774 nt
Organism: Endocarpon pusillum Z07020
Lineage: Eukaryota; Fungi; Ascomycota; Eurotiomycetes; Verrucariales; Verrucariaceae
Exons: 2
Coding region: 1-3774 (1257 amino acids)
Cellular component (GO): Set1C/COMPASS complex
Molecular function (GO): protein binding; histone H3K4 methyltransferase activity; nucleic acid binding
Source: RefSeq, a predicted model, not a curated record
AUGUCGCGCCCCGCGGGCAAGUUCGCAGAUUUCUUUCCCACUGCUCCGUCCGUGUUGCAACAGCGAAAGAGCUCCAAGACAACCCCACAGCGCUCAAAGUCACGCGCAGAUGUCAAGGAAGAGCCUCCUGGAGACGCCUCCACCAAAUUUUCCUCUAGCCGAUGGACCAGUCAAGAAAGCACCCUGGGUGCGCCAAAACUGGCCAAGCAUGCCGACGGUGCGAAAAGACCAAACACAACUGCGGAACUGGAAUUGCUACCAGGAGACAUGCUCAAUGGGGCUGGUUCCGCAAGUUCCACCAGCACAGCUUCCUCGGUCUUCAGCUCAAACAACCAACCCGCUGCAAUGACACAUCUUUACGGCAACCCUUUGCACGCCUUGACUCCACUUACAAACUCCGAAUUCUCACCACCAGAAAAGCUUGUGAGUCCGUCACAAGAGACGGAGGUUGCUGCCGAAAAAGACGUCGCUGUCGCCUCAGUCAAUGCGACCAUGACGCCCAUUCAAACUCCACCUUCAUUUUACCUCUCAGCCCGCCCGACUGGUCUGGUAGUCAAGGGUUGCAAGGCGACUUAUGAUCCAGAGCUAGACAAGAAAACAUCCUCGAAAGACAAGCGCAAGCUCAAGGUUCAGUAUGCUGACUUUGGAACUGACGAGGCAGGUGAGAUUCCUCCAAAGGAUCCUCGACUUGAGAUUGCAAAUUACGCGCGCGGUGGAGGGGCAAAGCAGAAAUCAAAACUACGACCUGCGCCUUACUCCUUACGAGCAUGGCCUUAUGAUGCGGCCACUUCAGUUGGUCCAGGGCCCCCUACAAAUAUCGUCGUAACCGGCUUCGAUCCUAUGGCACCACUUUCGCAGCUCACAGCGCUUUUCUCAAGUUAUGGGGACAUUGCGGAAGUCAACAACAGGACAGAUCCGACCACCGGCAGGUUUCUGGGUAUAUGUGGUAUUCGAUACAAAGAUUCAAGGUCUUUCCGUGGUGGCUCGCCUGUAUCCGCCAUUUCCGCAACUAAAAGAGCUUACAUGGAGGGCAAAAAAGGUCUCAGAGUCGGUUUGAACGCAAUCCGUGUCGCAGUUGAUCGGGAAGGACUGGUGAUUAGGAAGAUGGUCGAGCAGACCAUAGCAAACCUGCGGAAAGAGGUCACACUUCCCGAACCUCCUAAACCAGAUAUCCACUUGAGGAACAAUGUGCCACCACCCACUGCACCGAAAGGUCCAUCCGGGAGGACAUUUCAGCAGCGUCCUUUGCCUAUAACAGCUAUAUCUUUAGCUCCUACGCCCAAGCCUCCUAUUGUAAUACGACCGUCGAUCAAUCCUCCUGUUCCUUCCCUUGUCGAAGAGACGCCUAUACUAGAUCAAAUCAAGCGACUGCCAUACAUAUUUAUCGCUCACUGCUACGUUCCCGUAAUGAGCACAACCAUACCGCAUCUACAAAAGAGAUUGAAGAUGUAUGACUGGAAGGAAAUACGGUGCGAUAAGACGGGUUACUACAUAGUCUUUGAAAGCUCAACCCGUGGCGAAUCUGAAGCACAAAGAUGCGCCUCUCAAUGCCAUCUGACGCCGCUUUUCACAUAUGUGAUGAAUAUGGAAUGCCAGAAACACGGGAACCCGAAUUACGAGCGAAGCCCUAGUCCGCAAAGGGCGUUGGAGAAGGAACGAAAGGAGGUGAACAUUCGGAUGAAAAGAGAGCAUGACUUAGAUCUUGAGGAAGAGAAACGUCAAAGAGCCAGAGAUCUGGAUCCUUCCCGGGCGGUCUUGCAGCUUGUCAUCCGAGAAAUUCGUGAUAAACUGCUAGAAGAUGUUAGGUCUAGAAUUGCAGCUCCCACUCUCUACGAAUAUCUUGAUCCUGAAAAGCACGUCGAGAAGCGCCAGAGACUAGGCAUUGAGGAUCCUCAAGGCAGAAAACUCCAGGGCGGAAAUCGUUUUGAAGACAAUUCCUCCGUGGGCACUCCGGAUUCGCGAUUAGACAUCUUCGGUGGACGACGCCCUCUCGGUCAAUCUAGCGUCAAUAUUCUAUCGCUACCAAGAAUUCAGAAAAAGGCUGGUCUUGAUCGGUCCAUGGUAGGGUUUCGGGAUGAGAGGAGAAGAAGACCUGUACCAAAAGCUGCUGUCCGACCACUCUUCCACCAACUAGAGCAAUUCCAGGAUGACGAGGACUCUGAUGAUGAGCGUCGUACUUCCAUAACCCGCGAUACUGAAGAACAAGAGAGCAGACCCAUGAGUCGCAUGAGCAUGACAUCUGUUUCUGAUGACGAAGAUGACCUACUACAGAAAGCUACGAAAAGGCGACAACAUGCUCGAGACGAAUCCGAAAUGGGUGACGACUUUGUCAAAGACGAACAGGAGAAAUCGGUAGCCGAGAACUUGGUUAUAUCGAAGCUGGAGCGAAACAUUUAUGAAAUGUCGCCCUCCUCAAAGAAGCGGAAACGCCUGGUGAAAGAAUUGGAAAUGAGGAAGAGGCUGAAAGAAGACGAUGAGCUCUUUGGCCUUGCUAAAGUCGGAGAGGAUGGCGAGGACUCGACAGACGCGAAAUUGUUGGAUAUUCCCGUAGCUGUCGAAGCGACGCCGGAUUUUGAUUCAGAUGCACCUAUUCAGAAAAUCAAGAAGCCGAAGCCUAAAAAGAAGACUAAAAAGCAGAUAUGGGAGGAACGCGAAGCGCGUCGGGCAGAAAUGGAGGCUGAGGCAGCUGAGGUGGUUGACGGAGUUCUGGAAGCCGCAGAAGAGGAGGCCGAAAUUGAGACCCGCAUCGAACCUGGGGAGAGGCGUCCUGAAGUGGAAUGGGGUGUGUCUACUUUGGAAGCACAAGCAACCGUCCAAGAUGAUGACGAUCUUGUCCUUGACGUAGAUGGCUGGCAAACAUCAAUCAAGGACGCUGAGGAUGUUGAGACGCUGAACCAGAUCGCUGGAUCGCAGAUUAUUCCGUCCGCUGGAAACCUCUUGGCCUGGGCUUGCAAGCAGAGAGACAUCAAGUCCAUGAACCAAUCCAGGACAGGAGACUCGCAUUCCUCUGCUCAGAUACAAGGUUACUAUGUGCCAAACCCAACAGGUUCCGCCCGAACAGAGCCCAUUAGGAGGAUUCUCGAAUCCGAGAAGUCGAAAUACCUUCCCCAUCGCAUCAAGGUCCAAAAGGCGCGCGAGAAACGUGAAGCUGAUGCGAAGGACGACCCGAAGAUUUCCAGUAAAGUCACUGAAGCCGCUAAAACUGCACCGAAAACGAAUACUCGUGGUCGGCGUGCAGAGGACCGAAGGCAGAUGGCAGAGGUCAACAUGCAGAAGGAGCUCUUAAGUGCGUUGACUGGGGAUGCUGACGUUCUUCGAUUCAACCAGCUCAAGAAGCGCAAGAAGCCCGUCAAAUUCGCUCGAUCCGCCAUCCACAACUGGGGUCUUUACUCCCUCGAACCCAUUGCAGCCAAUGAAAUGAUCAUCGAAUAUGUGGGUGAGAAGGUACGACAGGAGAUAGCCGAUCUGCGAGAAAGAAGAUACGAAAAGAGCGGCAUUGGUAGCUCGUACCUCUUUCGCAUCGAUGAAGGUCAUGUGGUUGACGCGACCAAGAAAGGGGGAAUCGCCCGGUUCAUCAAUCAUAGCUGCAUGCCGAAUUGUACCGCAAAGAUUAUUCGUGUAGAUGGCGACAAGAGAAUCGUCAUCUACGCUUUGCGGGAUAUUGCUAGAGAUGAAGAACUCACGUACGACUACAAAUUCGAGCGUGAAAUGGGCAGCGAAGACCGGAUUCCUUGUCUCUGCGGUUCGACAGGUUGUAAAGGCUUCCUCAACUAA